Haemorhous mexicanus (house finch) is the source of this 2556-nucleotide messenger RNA. RefSeq names its product R-spondin 4 (gene RSPO4). The transcript has 5 exons. The record is from RefSeq and is a predicted model, not a curated record. Bases 651 to 1322 code for a protein of 223 amino acids. Lineage: Eukaryota; Metazoa; Chordata; Aves; Passeriformes; Fringillidae.
CACCACGGCUCCCGGCGACCGGGGGGCUCAGCCCUACCCGGGGGCUGGCACUGGCCCCCCCAGCCCUGCGGGGACUCGGAGCGGGGGGCUGAGCCGGGGGGGCUGAGCCGGGGGGGCCGGCGCAGGCGGCGUCACCCUCCUGGCUCCACCCCACCAAAAUCGUAGGGGGCUUCGCUGUGACCCCGGCGCUGGGAUGGCAGCGGGACAGUCGGACCGCGGCGGGACGGCGGGACGGUUCCCAGCCGAGGUGGUGGCUGGAGUGCUCCGGGGGGAUCCAGCCAGGGCGUUUGCCAGUCGCUUUGUUGCUGCCGGGGGAUUUUUUAUUUUUUUUUUUAGGAUUAUUAUUAUUUUGAAAGGGAGGGUGAGGAGAGGGGGCUGACACUGACUAUAAAGGCAGAGCUGCCUGGAGCAGCCGGCACUUCCCCGUCACCAUGAGCACUCCCCGGGCCUGACAGCCCCAGCCUGCCCCACUGUCGUCGGCUCAAGCUGUCCUAGAGUGUGGCUGUGUGUCCGAAGCUCGGGUUGGGAUGGUGUGAGCCCGGAGCCGCUCGUCGCCCUCCCACCACCCCUCACCGGCUCUGGCAGGAGCCGAGCCCGCCAGCCGCUUGGAUGAUUUGAUUUCUUCCCUGUCCGACAUCACUCCUGCCCAGAUGCAGUGGAUAAUAUUCAUGUUGCUGUUAUUCAUCAGCUCCAUGGAAAUGCUCACGCAGAACCGGUGGAAGAAGCAAGCGAGUGCUGGCCUGCUGGAAAACUGCACGGGCUGCGUCCUGUGCUCUGAGGACAACGGCUGCAUCACCUGCCACCACCGGCUCUUCCUGCUGAUCUGGAGGGACGGCAUCCGCCAGUACGGGAUGUGCGUCCACACUUGUCCCCCAGGCUACUUUGGUGUGCGGGGUCUGGAGGUCAACAGAUGCACAAAGUGCAGGUCGCCCAGCUGCGAGAGCUGCUUCAGCAGAGACUUCUGCAUGAAGUGCAAGGACAAGUUUUACUUGUACAAGGGCCAGUGCUUCCGGCAGUGUCCCCCCGGCACCGCGGCACAGCCCGGCACCCGCGAGUGCCAAGAGACGUGCGAGCCGGGCCCGUGGAGCGAGUGGAGCGCCUGUACCCACGAGAGCCGCACGUGCGGCUGCAAGUGGGGUGUGGAGACGCGGGUGCGGGAGGUGCCGGAGGCUGCCCGGGAGGAGGGGACUGCCUGCCCCGCGCUGCUGGAGACCAGGAGGUGCCGCAUGAAGAAGCACUGCCCGGGAGAGAAAACUGAACCCAAAAAUAAAGGCAAAAAGCGACAGAAGAAGCCGAAGACAGAAAGGCACACGGGCACCUAGCGGGCACCAGCACAGGAGCUGGGGCACCAUGGCAGGAGCUCCCAGCCAACUCCUGCCACGGUGCUCCAGCCACAUCACCCCUGGUUUUCCGUCCACAGGAAAAAAAAUUGCACAAUUUUCUCUGCCCCCCCAUCCCCCUUUUCUUUUGAGACAAUUUAUGGCCUGUAAAACAUUUCCUUUUCAGAAAAUCUAAUUUGCAAUGUCCAAAGCAAAGCCCUAGGGCUUGGGGAGGGGGUGGCUCCUUUAUUCCUCUGGUCUUCCCUCUCCCCCAGCCUGCUCCAUCCCUUCCUCCAGACGAGUGGGAUGGGGUUAGGCUGGGGUUGGACCCUGCUAAUGAAGCUGAUGCCUGCCUGGAUAGUGUUCCCCAGGGCUGGGAGAUGCCCUGGCUCCACAGGGUCCUGAUUUUAUGGGAGUGCUGGGGGGCACAGUGCACCACUGAGAUGCUCCAGGUGCUGGAUAGUGUCCGCCAUCCCCAGCCACAGGCUUGGGAAACAGCAGGACUCCUGGGGUUGGGGCCCCACUGGGGACUGUGCUGUUGCUCAAAACAGCCCAGCCUGGUGCUCAACAUCCCCACUGGCACAACCAAGGGACAAAUCCUGCUCUCCUGGGGCUCAGAGGGCAGCUGGACCUCCAGACUGACAACCCUUCUUGGGAUCUUGCCAUCCCAGGACUCAGCACGCGCCAAAUCCUGCCAUCCUCAGGCUCACAGAGAGGCUCAAAGAGCUUCUCUCCCAGCUGGAUGUGGGCACAGGAUUUUGGGGUGACCGUGUCUGUAUUCAGUCUAGGACAGGGACAGGCACAGUGUGAGUACAAGCCCAGGCAGGGGAUGCUGCCGCGUCCCGCGUCCCCAAGCAGCGCUGCAAACCCCUCCCAGCCAUCACCAGGGUGUGACCGUGGGGUGCUGAGCCCAGGCGCGCCCCUCCCUGCCACGCUGUGUGUGUCCCGGGCACAGAAGGCUCUAUCGGGAUAUAUACCGUGUGUGUGCUUCAAUCGCUGUCCAGCCGCAGGCAGCUCUGCGUUUGGGGAUUGCCGGGGUGCGAACUCCCCGUCCCCGCCCUGAGCGGGAGAAGGGGAGGCGGGGGCUGGCCGCGGGGUGUCGAGGCUGCGGGGGCUGCACAGACCCUUCAGGACGGGAGCGCUGGGUGUCAGCACCGAGCCAGCCCUAGAGCCGGCACAAAGCUGCCGGAGCACCGCCUCCGAUCGCUUCAUGACAAAUAAAUGGAUUAAACCCCCA